CUGGGCUUAGGGUGACUAGCCUAGGCUCACCCUCUGCUUACCUUUGCUCAGCUUUGGCUUAGGUUAAAGCAGCUACAAAUCGGUCCCCACACUUAAUAUGGAUUAGGUACGAAGUUCUUGUUGCGGGUGAUUAUAUAGGUACAAUGUAGUAAUUGUAGUAAGUAUUCUGUGCGGGCGAGCUAACGUUACUCAGGUGUAGGUAAAGCGCGUAUGUACUAUUAGUUAGUGUCCGUGAGGUAUAUGAUUCGCUUGUUGAACGAAAGCGCGGAACCUCUCAACUUGAGAUCUCUCGAGCUUCAGUGGUCGUUUGAUGACGAUUCGGAUCACUCAUACGAGGCGCUUUCGGGGUUUUUCCAAGAGUUUCAGGGGCUUGAGGAGUUGUUCCUAUCCACAUCCGCCCCUGCGUACCCAGUAGAAAUCUGGCGAGUAGUGUUACAUCACCGUGCUUCCCUUCGGAGAUUUGUGCAUCAUCAGCAUGAGCGACCCUUAAGUUGGUACCGGCAGCGGGUCGAUGAAUUAAGUUUUCGCCGUGAGAUUGAUUCGCCUAAUUUCGAAUCCUUGGAACCCAGCGACUGUUGGUCUUUAGGGAGAUUGGAUCUGACUAGUCUCGGGCUUUGUUGCAAGCCUAUUACUAUGAAAAUGUUUGUCUCUGAAUUUGCCUCAAGAACAACCUUGCAAGUUUUACACGUGAGACAGUCAGGCCCGUACCUGGAUUAUUCUUCAAGCUCGGCCACGAUGACCGAAGUAGACUAUGAUGGAUGUUUUGAGCACGCCACCUUAUUGCUAUGUCGACAAGACGCGCCUUGUGGUAUCGGGAAUUUAGACACCGAGGAUGCAAAACGAGAGACUGUUUGCCCAAAGCGGACUAGCGUGUACCAUACGGUUGAGGCCGAUCUGCCGGAUUGUUCCUGA
Colletotrichum navitas is the source of this 912-nucleotide messenger RNA. RefSeq lists its product as uncharacterized. The coding region runs from base 241 to 912 and encodes 223 amino acids. The record is from RefSeq and is a predicted model, not a curated record. The transcript has 3 exons. NCBI's taxonomy places the organism in Eukaryota, Fungi, Ascomycota, Sordariomycetes, Glomerellales, Glomerellaceae.